This is a messenger RNA of Penicillium olsonii, 738 nucleotides long. The record is from the annotation of a GenBank genome assembly. Lineage: Eukaryota; Fungi; Ascomycota; Eurotiomycetes; Eurotiales; Aspergillaceae.
AUGGAUUCAAGACCUAUCAUCAAUAUUAAGCUGAAUGGGGAGUCUGCCUCUCAUUCCCACAUUGAUCAACUAGAACUCGAAGCUUGCUACCGCGCGCUGAGCAACUUGCACAACUUACUGACUCCAGAAUCAGUAUUAAACCUGAUGAGUGACCAGAUUGAAGAGGGGAAUAGAUACUUUGAGUCGCUAAUCACAAAAUCAAAGGGAGGAUUCCGAGAGUGUAGAACAUAUUUGAAAGUCUCCGGUAUCACGGUAAGAGAUAUGCAGAUGACCACCAGCCGCUGGCUGCUCUGCCGGCCUCUGGAAGAAUUGGCAGCCAGGUAUGUACUCCCCACUCACCCCGAGCACUAUGCAAUCAUGCAAGGUCCUGGGUCAUCAUCGAGAGAUCCCCCAGACUGGGGAGUGGAGAUGAUCGGCGAUCACAUAGCCAAAGUUCGAUACAUCGACCUUGAAGACAAGGGGCAGACCAUACCCAAGUGGUUGAUGGCACAGAGAGAUUGGAAUUAUGACAUGGUAGAGUUGUUGGUCGCCAAGCUCACAAGCGGAAACAUAUUCUUCUAUGUCAUGAAUGAAUUCAUGAAUUUCGAUGGUGGCUGUAAAGUUAGACUGCGAACAUUUUUCCCUUCUGCGGCUCCUCGGUCUUUGAUGGAGCAACAUGCGCAGCACCUCGCGAUCGAGUUUCGGAAUUUGCUAACGAUGGUUAACGAGACUGUCCAGGAUUUAGAAGAUGAUUUUUGA